AUGGCCGGGCGGCGUUCGGCGGGAUUCCUAUUUGUCGCCACAAUGGAGACAUUCCAGGUGAACAGGACCGAAGGCUCUUGGCCGAUAAUGGCGAUGGGCGCAGUAGCUUUCCUGGCAGGUUUCAUUACGGGACCGGUGGCUCACAGAUUCAACGCUCGUCCAGUUAUCAUCGCAGGAGCGGUGAUUUCAGGAGCAGGCGCAAUUCUCACCUUUUUUGCAACAAAUAUUGGAUUCAUGACGCUUACACUGGGCGUAAUACACGCCAUAGGAGCGGGUAUGGUGUUAAUAGUGGCCCCUACAAUAAUCAGCGAGCACUUCGUCAAGAACAAGGGCCUCGCGAUGGGCGUCAACUUCACUGGCGUCACCGCUGGUCUUUUCGUAUUUCCCAAACUUCUGGAGUACCUCACCGACACCUAUGGCCUACGUGGUGCCCUUCUGAUCUUCGGCGCCAUCAUCAUGAACGGGCUUGCAUUUAGCCUCUUCCCCCGCACCCCUGCUUGGAGGAAAGCUCGUCCGGGCAAGAAUGAACUCGCUGCUCAAUUUCCUUCGAAAGCCAUCGACGAUGAAGGAACCAACGAGCUACGCCAUGCAUUGACGGUGUUUAAAAGCCCCGCUUUUUACCUCAUAAUAUACAGCUUUAACGCUUACUGCUUUGGAUAUGAGUGCUACAUGUCACUUUUCGUCGACUUUGCCUGCGAUCGAGGAGUAGCGCUGUCCACUGCCGUUACCGUGAUGUCGGCGGGAGCAAUCUCCGAGAUCUUCGGGAGAUUCACAUUGCCGGCAGCAGCCGACCGCGGCCUGCUGAAUAUCAAGACGGCUCUCGUGCUGACAUUAGCUGGCGAGGCGGUGGCGUUUCUUGUUCUUCCUUUGCUACACUCUCAAGGACUUAUUUUCACUGUGGCCUUUGUCAUAGCCUUCAUCAUCGGCACUGGAAUGGUAAUUUUUCCAGUGACCCUGGUGUCUUACUUCGGACACGAGAAGAUGUCAGUAUCCUUCGGCAUUGUCGUCGCGUCAGCCGGGAUGCUAUCAUUUGUGAAGCCCUGUUUGAUAGGGCACUUCAGGGACAGAGUAGGUGCCUAUGACUGGCUCUUUGUGAUUUGUGGCGUUCUCAACGGAAUUGGAGCCGCUCUUUGGAUUGUAGUGCUUGCGUUGGAAAGAAGCAGGAGCAAAAGGAAACUUAUCAACAAUGAAAACGCAACGCACGAAACUAUUAUUACUACGAAAUAUAGCAAUAGCUUUCUGCACGAAGUUCCGAGGUGAAAGAAGAGAAACGAGCGCUGUGAAUAGUAGAGUGCCAUAACGGGAGGUAUUUUUCAUGCGAUUCUCUGUGCAGUCUGAGCCUUCUUGUGCAGUUGGAGGCCGGGCACUAUGUACAAACCGCACUGAUCAGACAGCAGGGGUGCGAUCGCUGAUCGUUGUUCGAAACCGGCGUUCAGUUUGCUUUCAAUAUCGCCUCAUCGAUUGCCUAGGCCACGCCUAGGCCAAUCGCUUCAGGCGGAAGUCCGCAACCUAAACGCUCAUUUCGAACAAGAAUCCGAUCACGCUCCAGUAACUCAUCACCUCGUACUUUUCUAAUAAUAACUCAUAAUCCCCCUUUUCAUUCGUUUGUUUUCCUGCCUGUUUACGGUACUGUGGAGUAGCAGAUGACGGGCACGGCCAAUCCCACCGCUUUUUUUGUCUUUAAACGUUCUUAUUUUUCUCCACCAUGCAAUCGGCAAUUUUCCUAAACUAGGAUAGGUGAAACCGAUUACAAGGGCUGCGAAUAAAAUUUCUUUGACUUCUA
This is a messenger RNA of Dermacentor andersoni, 1783 nucleotides long. Its product is annotated as monocarboxylate transporter 14-like. Lineage: Eukaryota; Metazoa; Arthropoda; Arachnida; Ixodida; Ixodidae. Gene Ontology annotation, molecular function: monocarboxylic acid transmembrane transporter activity. Gene Ontology annotation, biological process: transmembrane transport. The record is from RefSeq and is a predicted model, not a curated record.